AUGCAGGUCGAGCCGGCGGACGCCUUGGGCGGACCGAGCUGCGCCUUUGUCGUUGACUUGGCGGCUCAGCCAAAGCGGCGCAAAUUGAGGGUGAGAAGCGCCAGCGUCGCUCAGCAUUUGCCAGCGCCGGCCAAGAGGGCAGCCUCAGUGAAAGAUAUACGCCGAAAGGCUCAGCUUCGAGCUGCUGCCGCGAAUCCCGUCUUGAAGGCCCAAGCAGCACCUCAGAGAGGACACGGUGGGUCCACUGAGAUGCAGCCGUGA
Parastagonospora nodorum SN15 is the source of this 261-nucleotide messenger RNA. RefSeq lists its product as hypothetical. Bases 1 to 261 code for a protein of 86 amino acids. The transcript has 2 exons. The record is from RefSeq and is a predicted model, not a curated record. NCBI's taxonomy places the organism in Eukaryota, Fungi, Ascomycota, Dothideomycetes, Pleosporales, Phaeosphaeriaceae.